Molecule: messenger RNA, 1288 nt
Organism: Ictalurus punctatus (channel catfish)
Lineage: Eukaryota; Metazoa; Chordata; Actinopteri; Siluriformes; Ictaluridae
Product: homologous recombination OB-fold protein
Exons: 10
Coding region: 91-1149 (352 amino acids)
Biological process (GO): recombinational repair
Source: RefSeq, a predicted model, not a curated record
ACGUCACAGAAGAACUCCGAAACUUUCAGACAUUCGCUGAAGUUUGUGCGAGUAAGUUGAUUAUUGAGGUUGCUCUGAUCAGGAGAGAAAAUGACGUUUCUGAGUGCACUUCUCGCUGCUGUGGUGUAUUUUCUACUGCACCCCCUGUUGUACAUGGUCAUAGCUGCAGCCACCUUUUACUAUUAUGUUAAACGACGCAGUCGAGAGAAAACAACAGCGGGCCCCGAGGACACAACUGAAGAUUCAUUGUUUGACCAGGGCACGGAACCGGCUGUGGUCCAACCCACAGAGGUUCCUCAGGACCAGGUCACGGAGCUUGUGAAGAUUCUGAACCGUAUUUUGUCUGAUGACAGGAUGAAGGAGCUGGAGGAAUGCAUCUGUAAGGCACUCAGAAAUUGGAAGAUAAAAAGCAAGAUCAGUGGUUGGGGUCUGGAUGACAUCUUUGUGGCAGUUACACAGGCACUAGCACAUGGGGCUGUGGCUUGCACACGCAGUGAGGUCCCGAGCUCUCAAGUAAAUGACGAAGAGGAGUUCAGUGUCGGUCCGUGGGCAGCAAUGAAGGCUGAGAUGGGAUUGGAUGAGAGAAACCCUUCCUGUUUCCUCCAUCUGUACAGCGUUGUCAUGGUGCUGCGGAAAGCGGCAUCAAGACAAGUGUCCAUGAAUAAGGUGCCUAACAUGGCGGUGGUGUUAAAGAGCAUUUUGCACACCCAGGGAGAUGCCAUAGCAGUGUUCAGGGACCCCACGGGUGAGAUGCAGGGUACAGUUCACAGACGGUUGCUGGAGGAGAGACAGGGAGAGCUGAAGACUGGCGCAGUGCUGCUGCUCAAACAAGUGAGCGUGUUCUCCACCUCUAAUCAGAACCACUACCUGAACGUAACCCCCAAUAACCUUCUUCGAAUCUACCCUCCUGACGGAGCAGUCCACGCCUCCUCCCAGCAUUCUCAGCCUGCACUGCCUGAAGGGGGGCCCAUAUCUCAGGAGCAGGGCAGCAUCCCAGCUAAACCUAGGGUCCCAGCUAAUGGGGUGGUCCAGUCUGCUACACGACCUGACUGCUCAGAGGAUGCUCAAUGGGAUGCAGAUGACCCUGACGAGCUGCUUUUGGCGUUGCGUCGAGUCUUACUCCGCCUGGAGCCGACACCAUUAAUAUAGAAAUGUGCCAGACCACAGCAAAAUGGCAUAGCCGAACAUGCUUUUUGUUCAGUUUGUGUUUCUGUAGAAGCUGUUGUAAGAUAUGUACAUAAUCAGAAAACAGUCAUCUAGACGAGAUGAAUAAAUUUUCAAGUUUGAA